AUGGCAGCGAUGGGUGACAGGACCUGGUCUGCAGCAUCGAGCGUAACCGCUCACAUCUCUCGCGUACCCUCCGCCACCGGCGAGGAGCAUCAGGCCCCUUCGCCCUCUACACCACCUACGACGACCUCAUCAAAACAAGAAGAUGCUAAAAACAAACUCACAGAUCAGACGAACCUCCUCCCACCCGCGCGCCUCAUCGCCGUGCUAUGCGGUGUCGCCUCCUGCGUGUUGGUGACCACGCUCGACUCGGUAGUGAUCGCCACCGGUCUCCCGCUCAUAUCACAAGCCUUCUCGGCUGGUUCGGUCAUUGCCUGGGUUCCCUCCGCCUACUUCCUCGCGUCGACGGCGUUCAUGCCCCUGUAUGGUCGACUGAGCGACAUUUUCGGCCGCAAGGCCGCCAUGGCCACCGGCAUGACCAUUUUUGUCCUUGGCGCACUCGGUUCGGGCUUCUCGAGGAACAUCAUGGAGCUCAUUAUCUGCCGAGCGAUAGCGGGCGCGGGUGGGGGUGGCAUCAUUAGUAUGGCGCAGAUUAUCAUAUCUGACGUUGUCACACUUCGAGAACGAGGCAAGUUUCAGGGUAUUAUCAUCGCCGUGAACGCUCUAGGCUUCGCGAUCGGGCCGCCUAUCGGAGGUGCGCUCUCGGAAAAGGUGUCAUGGAAGUGGUGCUUCUGGAUCAAUAUCCCUUACUCGGUCAUCGCGAUCACUAUCAUCACAUUUAUCCUUCCUUUCAAGCCUGUUCAGGGUAACAUGAAAGACAAAAUCAAGCGCAUCGACUACAUGGGCACGUUCCUCACCUUGGCUGGCUCGGUCAUGGUCCUUCUUCCGCUUACUUGGGGUGGUGUUUCGUAUUCCUGGUACUCCGGCCCUGUCCUCGGCCCUCUCAUCGGAGGCCUUGCUGUCAUUGUCUUAUUCUGCGUCUGGGAAGCGUAUGGUGCCCUGUUGCCCAUUAUCCCAAUGUACAUUUUCAAACACACGACGGUCGUUGGAGUUUACAUUGCCAUGUUUGCGAAUGGCUUUAUUUUCUAUUCAGCGAUGUAUUAUCUGCCUCAGUUCUUCCAAGUCGGGAUGGGUUGGUCACCGAUUCGCUCGGGUGUCUCCCUCCUGCCUCUUCUCCUUGCACAGGCAUUUUCCAGUUGGUCCACGGGUUUGAUGGUUAGCUGGACCGGCCGCUUCAGGGCACUCAUCUACACUGGUUUCACCGUCUGGACGAUCGGCUCGGGCUGCCUUAUGAUGCUGAGCUCUACGAUCAACCGGCCCGCGAUGUCGUUUUACAUGAUUCUAUCAGGUUUCGGUGCCGGCUUGACAAUGCAAACCACGACCGUGGCUGCCCAGGCUAGCGUGCCUCGCAAGGACAUGUCCGUAGUCACGGCCAUCCGGAACUUCGUACGCCUUCUCGGCGGUACACUCGGUCUCGCAAUUGGCUCCACUUUCAUUAACAAUGAGCUCCGUGACUCGCUCACCACCCUUGGCCUUUCGCCGUCGACUGUCUCGACCAUCGUCGACACACCAUCCCUGCUUAGCACGAAUGCUGCAGGCCUGACUGCUGAACAAACGUCCAUCGCGCUCGGGGGGUACACCAAGGGCAUACGCCUCCUAUUCGCGAUCAACACAGCGUGGUCGGCCUUCGCGCUCAUCGCGACUAUCUUCCUUAUCAAGCACCAGAACCUGACGCGCGGCGACGACGACCAGUAUAAGGACAAGGCUGUGAAACAAGAGCAGACCGACGCCGAGGCGAACCCUGGAUCCGCCUCAAUUUCCCGGGCUGUCACCCUGGCGGGCAGCGAGCUCGAGAAGGAGAAGGUUGUUGAGGAGAAGACAAUCGCGACCGCUGAUGUUUCGGAGGUGCCCAGUGCGGUAAACGGCAGCGCUGAGGAGGUUGUCAUCAACGAGGGUUCUUACGUCUUGAACCACAAUCACGAUGGAGACUCCGAUGUUGCGAGCACCCACGAACACCAGCAGGAUGUCGUCGACAGCCUAAACGGUGCAACCGGAACGGCUCGUCGGGACUGAUUUCGCAACGCUGAAUGCGAAGGUUUCUGAUUCAUACUACUCAUACCAGGAGGGACACAACUGAGCAGCGGGUUUUGUGCAAAAAGGCAAGGCCGCAAGGUGCGGCAUGGGCUCGGUUGGGUUCUGCAUUGCACAAGAAAUUAAUCCGGUGAUGGUGGCUUUUGCUUCUUGGGCGACGUGCCACAGCCGCCAUUCCAAUAAUCGCUGCCACAGUGGGGCCAGUUGACAUCUUAGCACUACAUUUGUAUAGAAGGAGAUCUAUACAGAUACCCAUGCGCUGAUUACUUAUAUCUUUCUUCACGAUGCCGUGGCACGAGUCUGACGAGUAUAUAGAACACACAACUAGCAUGUAUCGUUGAUUUUUUUUUCCUUUUCUUUUGAGGACAUCUUUUCCUACUCUUAUGUUUACGAAUAUUCCUGAUUUAGAACGCUACGUAGACGACUAGACAUGUAUCUGGGAUUUAGAGUUUGUAGCAAUCGACGCUUAUGUU
Messenger RNA from Coniophora puteana RWD-64-598 SS2, 2501 nucleotides. Its product is annotated as MFS general substrate transporter. NCBI's taxonomy places the organism in Eukaryota, Fungi, Basidiomycota, Agaricomycetes, Boletales, Coniophoraceae. The transcript is spliced from 14 exons. The record is from RefSeq and is a predicted model, not a curated record. The coding region runs from base 1 to 2010 and encodes 669 amino acids. Gene Ontology annotation, biological process: transmembrane transport. Gene Ontology annotation, molecular function: transmembrane transporter activity.